This is a messenger RNA of Microcebus murinus (gray mouse lemur), 3257 nucleotides long. It is a transcript of the gene TAB1, whose product is annotated as TGF-beta activated kinase 1 (MAP3K7) binding protein 1. Gene Ontology annotation, biological process: protein dephosphorylation. The record is from RefSeq and is a predicted model, not a curated record. Lineage: Eukaryota; Metazoa; Chordata; Mammalia; Primates; Cheirogaleidae. Gene Ontology annotation, cellular component: cytosol. Gene Ontology annotation, molecular function: protein serine/threonine phosphatase activity.
UCCUUCAAGCCGCUCUAUGCCGCCCUUCUCGCUGCUCUGUCGGGAGGCGGGCGCGCCCGCACGGGUCCCUCCAAGAUGGCGGCGCAGAGGAGGAGCCUGCUGCAGAGUGAGCAGCAGCCAAGCUGGACGGACGACCUGCCACUCUGCCACCUCUCCGGGGUUGGCUCAGCCUCCAACCGCAGCUACUCUGCUGAUGGCAAGGGCACUGAGACCCACCCGCCAGAGGACAACUGGCUCAAGUUCAGGAGUGAGAACAACUGCUUCCUGUAUGGGGUCUUCAAUGGCUACGAUGGCAACCGGGUGACCAACUUUGUGGCCCAGCGGCUGUCUGCAGAGCUCCUGCUGGGCCAGCUCAACGCCGAGCACACUGAGGCCGAUGUGCGGCGCGUGCUGCUGCAGGCCUUUGAUGUGGUGGAGAGGAGCUUCCUGGAGUCCAUCGAUGAUGCCCUGGCUGAGAAGGCGAGCCUCCAGUCCCAGCUGCCAGAGGGUGUCCCUCAGCACCAGUUGCCUCCUCAGUACCAGAAGAUCCUUGAGAGACUCAAGGUGUUGGAGAGGGAGAUUUCAGGAGGGGCCAUGGCCGUCGUGGCGGUCCUUCUCAACAAUAAACUCUACGUCGCCAAUGUCGGUACAAACCGUGCACUCUUAUGCAAAUCUACGGUGGACGGGUUGCAGGUGACACAGCUGAACGUGGACCACACCACAGAGAACGAGGACGAGCUCUUCCGCCUUUCACAGCUGGGUUUGGACGCAGGAAAGAUCAAGCAAGUGGGGAUCAUCUGUGGGCAGGAGAGCACCAGGCGCAUCGGGGACUACAAGGUCAAAUACGGCUACACGGACAUCGACCUGCUCAGUGCUGCCAAGUCCAAACCAAUCAUUGCAGAGCCAGAAAUCCACGGUGCACAGCCACUGGAUGGAGUGACUGGCUUCCUGGUGCUGAUGUCCGAGGGACUGUACAAGGCUCUGGAGGCAGCCCACGGGCCUGGGCAGGCCAACCAGGAGAUCGCUGCAAUGAUUGACACCGAGUUUGCCAAGCAGACCUCCCUGGACGCAGUGGCCCAGGCUGUGGUUGACCGGGUGAAGCGCAUCCACGGAGACACCUUCGCCAGUGGUGGGGAGCGUGCCAAGUUCUGUCCACGGCAUGAGGACAUGACCCUGUUGGUGAGGAACUUUGGCUACCCACUGGGUGAAAUGAGCCAGCCCACACCGACCCCUUCCCCAGCCGCAGGGGGACGCGUGUACCCCGUGUCCGUGCCUUACUCGAGCGCCCAGAGCACCAGCAAGACCAGCGUGACCCUCUCCCUCGUCAUGCCCUCCCAGGGCCAGAUGGUCAACGGGGCCCCCAGUGCCCCCACCCUGGACGAAGCCACCCCGACCCUCACCAACCAGAGCCCGACGCUGACCCUGCAGUCCACCAACACGCACACUCAGAGCAGCAGCUCCAGCUCCGACGGGGGCCUCUUCCGCUCCCGGCCCGCCCACUCCCUCCCGCCUGGUGAGGACGGCCGCGUCGAGCCCUAUGUGGACUUUGCAGAGUUUUACCGCCUCUGGAGUGUGGACCAUGGCGAGCAGAGCGUGAUGACGGCGCCAUAGCGCAGCCAGGAAGUGCAGCCCGAGCUGGGCCUGGCGUGGGGAGGAGGGGUCUGGUGCUGAGGCGGGACGGGGAUUAGCCUUAACCAACAUUUGCCUGGGCCGUGGUGGCCAGCGGGUGUCCUGUCCUCAGCCCGCAUCAGACUUUAUCCCACAGCUCUCGGGGCUGUCGAGGGUGUGGGUGCAGACUGGACCUGUGUUCCGCACCUUGCGCAGGAGGCUGGAGGCCACUCCCUCCCUCGCAGCCUCAGCCAGGACCGUCACUGUUGCUCAGAACACAGGGCCCGAGUGUGGAGCUGUGGCUAGCCUGCAAGCCCCGCUGAGGGCGCCUUCAGCAGGUCUCGGCGGAAUGGGAAGAAAAAUCCUGUGCACCUGAACUGUCACAGGCCCAACAGAGACUGCUCUCGAGCCACCCCUCCUCCUGCCACUGCCUCCCUGGAAUAACCUGUGGCUGCUACAAGUGUUCCCACCUCUGGGUGGUAGUUUCUCCCCUUCUCCAGCCUCUCAGCCCUGUGCUUCUAGAUCCAGAGUAGAACCCUGGGCCCCAUUCCUGGACCUGCCCCAGCUGUCAUCGGUGAGGGUUCAGGGAGACCAGGGGAGCAUUGGGGGUCUGGGACGGCCACAGGGUGUGGGGCAGGUGGCAGGGAACCAAGGGAGCUGGCCUAGAAAAAGCGCUGGUUCUGGAGCUGCCAAAGGAGAGCAGGCCAGGCACUUGGGCUUCUCGGAGGUGGGGCGUGCACUGUUUGGGCUGCCAUGGUGGCUGCUGAGCCAGGGUGAACUGGUAACGGCCUUGUGCUUCUGUGCUGGUGCUAGGGAGGACCAGGGCUGGGGUGGGGUGUGGCCGAGGCGGACAGUCUUUGUAUGUCCCCAUGGGUGAUGCCUCUGCUGGCUGCCGCGUAGCAAGCUGGGUUCCCGAGUCAGGCAGUGGGCACUCCCUGAAAAGACCAGAGUGGAAAGUGGCUCCAAGAGGUCAGCAGAAGUUCUUUGAGACCCAGCACUCUGGGAGGCCCAGGGCUUCCUGGAUAUGCCCCGUUUCUGCAGACAGGGGAAAGGUUAGAUGGGUCCAAGGGGGCCCAAAGCCUGAGUUGCACUAUUUCACACGUUCUCUGCCUUGGGGGCAGGGCAGGGUGCCCCCAGGGCUGUCUGCUGGGAUUGCCGGUUCUCUUUUCAGAGGAAGCAGGCCCAGAGACGCGCACCUUGCACAGGCCACACAGUGAUGGAGCCGGAGCUCAGACCUGUGGCCAUUUUGUCAGUAUCCAGGGCCCUGCUGGAUUCUGCCCUCCCACCCCCAGCCUCCCUGUCCCACCCAGGGACUCCAGUGUGUAUGGCCUCUGAAAAGUCAAAGGCCCGUGCCAAAGCCCCCUGCUACUCUGUGGUGCAGGGGUCGUUUCCCUGCAGCCCAGUGCAGGGCCAGGGAGAGGCGGGGGACCCACUGCAUGGACCGAGGGAAAACGGGCCUCAGCAGAGGGCCCUAACUCCCCCUCCCUCCACUUUGAGGCCAUCUCUGUGCUGUAGGUAAGCGAAUUUAAAGUGGGUCACAAAAGGCUUGGGAACAAAGGGAAUUCUCUUCUGAGAAUAGGUCUAUGAUGCUGUUUCGUCCCUAGAAAUAGAAUCACUUUCUUAAUGCAAUAAAGAAGUAAUAAAUGGUGGCAUUACACAUUGUGGUGUUA